UCCCAGCUCGUUCGUGACGCAACCUUUAUCAUUUACGACGACGCCAGGGAUCCCGAAAUACUUGGCAAGUCACCAACUCUUGACAUCUUGUUCACGGUGGACAAUGUCUUCCACGAAGCUCCAGUCUAUAUGCCGGAGCUAAAGACAAUUACUGCUUCGUCAUCGGAGCAACACGCUCUAUCCCAGACAAUAAUUGAUCUGGACUGCACACCACCAACAUCAUCGCCUUUCGAACCGGAAUAGCCAGUGUACGCUGUGAAUGGGGGUCAAUACUUCAGCGAUACCGUAUACUAGGCGGUCGUAGGUGGGUCGGUAACCCUAAAUUCCUCGACCACGUUCGAGAAAGUUCCUGGCAUUUACAUGCUUGACCCGAUCACCCGCAAGACCCAAACCAUUUUGAACAACUACUUCGGACAGCGCUUCAACAACCCAGAUGAUACAGUAUCCGACUCCACAGGCAAUAUCUUCUUCACGGAUCCGUUGCACGAAUCUAAUCUGAAUCUGACACAAAACACACCAUUUUGCGCCAGCAGAAGUAUCGCUUUCGUCCUUCCCCAGGUGCUAUGGGUAUUGCUGAUGGCAAUAUCGGCAUUUCAAAAGGUAUUACGCUGUCACCCGAUGUGCGCACGUUGUUUAUCCCAGACACGUCUGUCACCAACUUCACAGGCUUGGAUCCGAAUGUCCUACCGUGUUACCCGUGGGGUACGACAUCAGGAAAAUCCUUGUACGCAUUCGAAACUGUCGACUCGCCUGCUGAAAAGUACUUGGUCAACAAGCGGCCGAUAUGGUAUCCUGAAGAGUUUGCAGUGGGCGGUCUGCACGUUGCCAGUAACGGGUAUCUGGUCGGAGCAUCGGGAUUUGGCGUUGAUGUGCUGAGUCAAUGGUGAGAGCUUCUGGUCAGGGUGCAGACUGAUUCAAUCGCUAAUAACGUGCAGGUGUAAAGAAGGACUUGUGUGUUUUCGGACAGGGCAAGAUUGCUCGGGUUGAGUGGAAGUUGGAGGGUUUGGCGGAGCGAGAAGUUGCAUUAUCUUCGAGGAAUAGGUUGUUAAGUUCUUAGUCCUUUUGCGAUGUCCGCGAAUGCCUGGACGCCUUUGCGCCCCAAAGCGGUUCCUACGCCCACGGCCGUUGCGCCUACGGCUCUCAUCCUCUUAUAACCCUCCGCAUCUUCAACGCCACCUACGCCAAUGAUCUGAAUUUGGCUCAGCUCGUCA
Messenger RNA from Paraphaeosphaeria sporulosa, 1211 nucleotides. RefSeq lists its product as uncharacterized. NCBI's taxonomy places the organism in Eukaryota, Fungi, Ascomycota, Dothideomycetes, Pleosporales, Didymosphaeriaceae. The record is from RefSeq and is a predicted model, not a curated record. The transcript has a single exon. Bases 361 to 876 code for a protein of 171 amino acids.